CUUUUUAUACUUAAAGCGAAUUAUUUCGUCUUAAAUCACGCUCAGUUUCUACAAAUUAUACUUGAAAUUCAGAUGCACUUCCUAUGUCGCUAAGUAAAUGACGGUGCGUGUUUUGACUUUAAGAUAUACUUCGCCUAUCGUUAGUUUAAAUUUAAUUGAAAACACUUGAAAAAUGAAAAUCCUCGAUAAGUGAAAUCAGUUUGUAUAUACAUUACUAUAGUCUUAUAUUACCUUUUAAAUUGGUCUAUAUUGUUAACUAUACACUGUGACCAUUGAAAAAGAAAGAAUACAUAAAAAAUACUGAAAAAGAAAUGAAACCGAUAGUUGGAAUAAAUACAUUUUAUGGUAUGUUUUCAAUAAUAGUUGGCGAGUGUUGAAUAGAAUUGUUAUUGAAUUAACAAUUGGCAAUUCGUGUACCCUAAUUAUUUCACACUGACUUUUAAGACUUUGGACAUAAUAAAUAUUUGAGAAAUAUUUAUACGUAAAGACAAUAUUUUCGAAGAUUAAGUAUACUUGACUAAAUGAAUAUGAAAACGGGAUAAAAGGAGUUUUAAGGUCAAUGGAGAGGUGGUGAAAAAAGCAGUGAAUUAUAAACUAAAAUUCGAUCAGAAAUUAUUAAGUUGUUUUUGAAUUUAUUAUUUCUGUUUACAGUUUUGUUUAAUAUAGGAUUUUCGGGCUCAGCUUUGUAAAGUGACAAUAGCAACGUUACAUAUAAAGGUGAUACUAGUUUUACAUACUGCUCUUUUCGAAAGCAAAGGCAUGAAAUAUCUUGACAAAUUUAUGGUUAACGCAAGAGAACAGAAAUGGAUUUUACAAAUGCUGUGAAUUAUACUUUUUUGAAUAAAUAAUAAGUGCUACUGAAUAAUGCUAAUUCUUUUGUUUCGUUUUAAAAGAUUGAAGCGAGAUAAUAAUAUUUUCUAAACAAGUAACCAUGAGUGAUGUAAAAGCAAAUAUACUAGAGACAGUGCUGGAAGAAAUAGGAGCGGAUACAGGUGUCAAAUCAUCGGGAAAAGUAGAUACACUCAACGACAAACCUAAAAGUGCUAAGGGGCAGAAAAAUGACAAAGUAAGAAACAGUAAAAAUGUGAUUGUGAAAAUUCCGACUGUGAGUAGAAAAAUGGAUGACGCUAAAGGACAACUAGAAGAAAUUAAAGAGGAUGCUACAGAAAACAAACCUAUGGAUGAAAAUAAAAAAGAAGAUAUUCUUUCAGAGAAUAAGGAAAAUGUAACAGUUAAUGGUGAAAUGAGAGUACAGAAAACGGUUACUAUGACAGAAGCAAUAAAGGGAGAUUCAGAAACGGGUGACGCUAAAUUGGACAGAAAAGAAGAUUUAAGUGAUCCAAUAUACGGAAUGUUUACGAGGACCAACACGGAACAUUCGAUACUUAGCAACAGAAGUGAAAGUGUAGCGUUGAACCGCUCUUUAAAACGAAAUAAGAGAAAAGAUAGUGUUAUUAGACCGAAGUCCUCACAUGGUUGGUCGAAGAGAGAUUUGGACUUAUUCUUGCCGCGAAAGAGCUUCUUUUGUGUUCAUGAUAACUCGUUAUCAACAGCUGGGUUCGAUACACGCUCCGAUGAAGAACGAAAUCGGCCAGAUUGGAGGCGGAUUCUGAGAAUGCAUACAGAGGAGGAGCUAAACCCACCACAAUUUCAAAAAGAGGAGGAGCCAGUGGUGUCGGUAUUCGGAUUGAUGGACGAAAGUUCUGAGGAUGAAUCUUUCAGUCUGGAAAAUGUUGAAACUGCUGUUUCUGCCGGAGGUGUGAACAGUACAGGGGGAAAUAGGGUAAAGAAGAAAAACGCAUCGAAAAAAGUUGUUGGAAAUGAUAGAGAAGAGUACAAGCCUCUUUAUGAUUACUUAAAAUUUAUAGCUGACAAUCCGGAGGAAUAUAUACAAAUGGCAAAAUACUCGGGUAAAAAUACGGAUCAUAAACAUCCGAGUUCAUUGGUUCGCUUAGGUCGGGCUUUUCGACGUGGACAUCACGGCGCUGCUAAAAAUAACAUAUUUCUGCACGCGAUAACUGGUUUAAAACCAAAACAAACAGACACGACGACCGUGCCGCAACGCUCGACACGAAACGACAAAGUUGGUGCGAAAAAAGAAACGGAAGGACAAGAUCCGAAUUCAGCACAAGAUGAAACGGAAAUUGAAAAAUUGAAAACGAAAGCAGAGAAAUGGAUGAAAGCAUUGACAACCCAGCAGUACUUAAAAGGGAAAGAAAUGGCACUAAAAGACGUUGGAGAAGAGGACCUGAAUAUGUCAAAAUGGUGGCUUGCUUUAAAGAAUUGUAAAUACUUAAGGGUACCGUUACACGACAAUGACUGAUCAUGUCAUCUCGAGUUGUGUCCCUUUAUCACUAUAGACACAUCCUAGAAGACUUAGUGUAAAAGACAGACAAAAUUGUCUAUAAACCUUUGGAUGCCAUUUUUUCAUGUACAAUAUUGUAUUGCUUGGGCGAAAAUUAAAUCUACUAUUCAAUUGCA
Molecule: messenger RNA, 2481 nt
Organism: Ruditapes philippinarum (Manila clam)
Lineage: Eukaryota; Metazoa; Mollusca; Bivalvia; Venerida; Veneridae
Exons: 1
Coding region: 932-2323 (463 amino acids)
Source: RefSeq, a predicted model, not a curated record